GCCCAACCGAGAGUUUAAGAAGCCACCAGGAUGAGCUUAGACUUCAGCUCCCCCAAGCCUGGGCCGGGGUCCCUGGAAUGCGAGGGAGGGGCCCCUGGGACCUCGCCGCUGACCCCCCCUCCUUAUGCCGGGGAGGGGGCUCUGGAACUCCGUGUCCUGGAUUGUUGGGCUUGUGCCGUGCUGGUCACCUUGCAAAACCUUCUCAUCGGAGCGCUCAAUCUCCUCCUAGCCGGAGCGGUCUUCGGGUUGAUCCUGCUGCCGGCUGGAGUCCUUUUGGGCUUCGGGUUUCUCUGCCACUCUAAGGUCAUUCCUGACACGCAGGAGCACUACUGCACAAACCAUUUGCACGAUGCAGCCGCCGUGGGUCUUUUGGUGGUGGGCUUCACCCUGCUGGUGCCCCUCCUGGUCCUGGCCCUGGCCGCCUACUGUCGCCUGGCGCGCCGCCUCCAGCUCGGCUACUGCCUGGUGCCCUACAGCAAAGCCAUCUACAAGAACCUGCCCGCCAGCCGCUACCACAGCGUGGGCUGUUGCGGCUGCUGCGCGCAGGACCUGGAUGCAGCCGCGGAAAAAGUGUGGUCUUUUGUGUGCACUGAGAGCUUAUGCACCGGAGACAAAAUCCUCGUGUCCCCACUCACACUUGGCCCAUAA
This is a messenger RNA of Thamnophis elegans (Western terrestrial garter snake), 648 nucleotides long. RefSeq names its product transmembrane protein 88 (gene TMEM88). Gene Ontology annotation, cellular component: plasma membrane. Lineage: Eukaryota; Metazoa; Chordata; Lepidosauria; Squamata; Natricidae. The record is from RefSeq and is a predicted model, not a curated record. Gene Ontology annotation, biological process: negative regulation of canonical Wnt signaling pathway. Gene Ontology annotation, molecular function: PDZ domain binding.